Molecule: messenger RNA, 1271 nt
Organism: Eubalaena glacialis (North Atlantic right whale)
Lineage: Eukaryota; Metazoa; Chordata; Mammalia; Artiodactyla; Balaenidae
Gene: SBSN
Product: suprabasin
Exons: 4
Coding region: 1-1116 (371 amino acids)
Source: RefSeq, a predicted model, not a curated record
AUGCAUCUUGCCAGUUUGCUCAGCUCCUGCUCCCUCUUGCUGCUGUUGGGGCCCUUGCCUGGAUGGGAGGCCAAUGCUGAGCCCGUUAAGAAGGUCACUGAAGGGAUCAGCCAAGGGCUGAGCAAUGCAGAGAGAGAGGUGGGCAAGGCCUUGGAAGGCAUCAAUAAUGGAAUCCCUCAAGCUGGAAGGGAGAAAGUUUUUAAUGGACUCAACAGUGUGGGGAGCCAGGCCGGUAAGGAGCUGGACAAGGGCAUCCAGGGGCUCAACCACAGCCUGGACAAGGUAGCCCAUGGAAUCAACAAUGUCACCGGACAAGCAGGAAAGGGAGCAGAGAAGUUUGUCCAUGGGGUCAACAAUGCUACUAGACAGGUUGGGAAGGAGGCAAACAAAGUGAUUCAGGGAGUCCACCAUGCCGGGAAAGAGGGAGUAAAAAUAGUCCAAGGGGUCCAUCAUGGAGUUAAUCAGUCUGGAAAGGAGGUGGAAAAGUUUGGCCAGGGGGUCCACCAUGCUGCAGGGCAGGCUGGGAAAGAGGGAGUAAAAAUAGUCCAAGGGGUCCAUCAUGGAGUUAAUCAGUCUGGAAAGGAGGUGGAAAAGUUUGGCCAGGGGGUCCACCAUGCUGCAGGGCAGGCUGGGAAAGAUGGAGAAAAAAUAGUCCAGGGGGUCCAUCAUGGAGUUAAUCAGGCUGGAAAGGAGGUAGAAAAGUUUGGCCAGGGCACCCACCACACUGCUGAACAGGCUGGAAAGGAGGCUGGCAAAGUGGUCCAAGGGGUCCACGAUGGGGUCAACCAGGCCGGAAAGGAGGCAGAGAAAUUUGGCCACGGGGUCAGCCACGCUGCUGGUCAGGCUGGAAAGGAAGUGGAGAAACUUGGCCAAGGUGUCCACCACGCUGCUGGCCAGGCCGGGAAGGAGGAGGACGGGUUGCAGCAGACUGUUCAUACGGGGACCAACCAAGCCGGCAAGGAAGCCAACAAGCUGCUGAAUGACAGUCAUCCAAACAGACCCACUGACCAGCAAGGAGGGGCUGCAACCACAGCCUUAACAUCUGGAGCUUUGGUCAACAAGCCCUUCAUUGGCCUUUCAGUUCUGUGGAAGACCGUCAUCAGCAUCAUUCCCUAAACUGAUGAACUGGCCUUGUUGAACAGACUGACAUUCCUGUUGUCAUAUCAGCUGAAAUGACCUGAAGGAGCCGGGGAGAAGUAGGAGGAUAGAUUUCUGGAGUCCCUUAAGGGGGCUGUACUGAGAUUUGUGGAUAAAUACAACACACUGUACUC